AUGCCUAAAUAUUUUACUUUUUUAACUUUUCUUUUCUUAUUGAUACGUUAUGUCCAUUGUGAUUUUAUAAUAGUCGAUUCUAAUAAAGAUGUCUAUAAUUUUGAUAAAAAUACAGUUUUGAACUUGUCUGAAAAUGUUUUUAAUAUAUUUUUAGACACAAAAACAAACAAUUCUGAUAUAAAAGUAGUUUACGCAGAAAUUUAUAAUAAAUAUAAGUUAGCAAUAGAAGAAUCAUGCUCUUACGUUAAGGAAUUAAUUAAAGGAAGAAAUCUAAAAUAUUUAGAUGAGAAAGAAACAAAAGAAUAUAUAAAAUCAAAAGAUACAUACUCUUUUUCUAUUUUUGUAUAUACAAUUAGUGGUGAACCAGAAGUUAUACAAGAAGUUUAUAAAAAACAUCCAAAACAUAUAUCAUAUAUAAUAACUUGCAAAGAAAAUGAAAUUUUUGACAACAUUGAAGACGUAAAAGAAUAUAAGAAUGUUUUCCAUACCAAUCCUAAUAUCUUAUCUCAAUUAAUUGCGAUUUUUUUGAUAUUUUUCUUCAUUAUUAUUGGUUUUUACAUUUUAAUGAAUAUAAGCACACCAAAAACGUUCGAAGAAAAGCAAUUAAUAAUAAAUAAAGAACAGUAA
Plasmodium gallinaceum is the source of this 627-nucleotide messenger RNA. Its product is annotated as conserved Plasmodium protein, unknown function. The record is from RefSeq and is a predicted model, not a curated record. NCBI's taxonomy places the organism in Eukaryota, Apicomplexa, Aconoidasida, Haemosporida, Plasmodiidae. The coding region runs from base 1 to 627 and encodes 208 amino acids. The transcript has 9 exons.